AUGACGACACCGGUGUACAACGACGAACCUUGCAACUGCGAACCGUGCUGCGUUUCCAACACCGGCACUCACUUGACCAGCGCGUGCGUCAACGCUAAUACGGCCACCAUCUGCGACGACUUCAACUGCUUACUCGGUCCAGCCUGUGGUAACCGGUUUGAGCCACGGUUUUCACUCGACCUUGUGAAAUCUCGGGUCGGGCUUGGCGUUGUUUCAACCCAAAGGAUCCCCCGUGGGGCUUUCAUUAUCGAGUACGUCGGUGAAAUACUGUACGAGAGCGACGCAAUUGAACGCGUCAACCGACGGUAUCAAGCAGCCUUCCGCACCCUGGCUGACUGGAAUGGAGGAACGAAAGUAUACGUUGACGUGCUAUCGUGCGGCAAUGAGAGUCGGUUUAUUAACCACUCUUGUGAACCGAAUUGCGUGAUGUACGAGUUCAACUGGACGAACACGACCCGCCUCGGGAUAUUUGCGGCGGCCGAGAUAACUCCUCUUCAGGAACUCACCUUCCGAUACAGCGCUCGCAACCGAGAACUCUUCAAUUGCCAGUGCCUUGCUCACGCUGCGGCUUCUUAA
Molecule: messenger RNA, 576 nt
Organism: Phytophthora sojae
Lineage: Eukaryota; Oomycota; Peronosporomycetes; Peronosporales; Peronosporaceae
Exons: 1
Coding region: 1-576 (191 amino acids)
Biological process (GO): regulation of DNA-templated transcription
Cellular component (GO): nucleus; chromatin
Molecular function (GO): histone H3K36 methyltransferase activity; protein binding
Source: RefSeq, a predicted model, not a curated record